This is a messenger RNA of Esox lucius (northern pike), 2963 nucleotides long. It is a transcript of the gene angptl2b, whose product is annotated as angiopoietin-like 2b. The transcript is spliced from 5 exons. NCBI's taxonomy places the organism in Eukaryota, Metazoa, Chordata, Actinopteri, Esociformes, Esocidae. Bases 470 to 2011 code for a protein of 513 amino acids. The record is from RefSeq and is a predicted model, not a curated record.
AAAGGAGAAGAAGAAAAAUACUCUCUUGUGACUUUUGCGACAGAAGUGAUAGACACAGCCCUCAGACCAUGCUGACCUUUUACUUCCUAUUCUCUUACUGCCUCUGAGGUAUCUGCUAACAUAUGUGGAUUUAUUCUAUUUGACAGGUUUUUGGAGCAAGUUGUUUUUAAUUGUUGCUCCAUGUUUACAGUACAAAGGACUUCUUUUCAUGAAGUGCAGCUCCUGCUUCUAAUAAAAGUGUUUUAACAAUAAGCUUAAAACCACAGUUUUAAGUGGGAGGACGGACUCCAAGGACAAGUGAAAAGUGCUCCUGAGAGAGAGAGACAGACCCAGGCAGCUUUCACACAGUGAUUACUUUUCUUGAAGGGGACACUUCAAUCAAAAUUGCAAGGACAGCAAAGAAACUGAAGGACUAUUAAGCUAGAGUCUACAACAACCUGGUGUGUCAGUGUGACCCACUCCUAGACCGAUGGAGGUCCCUGCAGGAGUGCUGUUGUUCUUGCUGUAUGGUCUGGUCUAUGGAGCCCAGCGGCCCCACAGAAACACUCAGAAGAGCAACACCCUGGGCAGAAAAAGGUUUGAGAGCAGCGUGGAUAUGCUGAGGAGUGAGUUCCUUUAUGCUGGUCAGAGGAGCAGACGGGCAUCCACCGACCCGCAGCGACAUGACCAGUGUUCGUAUACCUUCAUUGUUCCCCAGCAAAGGGUGACAGGGGCCAUUUGCGUGAACCACAAGGAGUCAGACACCGUGCCGGAGAACCCCAUCAACAAGCAAGAGCUGGAGCAGGUGAACGGGGAGCUGCAGAUGCAGAAGAGGCAGAUCGAGACACUGCAGCAGCUGGUGGUGGUGGACGGAGGAAUCGUCAAUGAGAUGAAGCUGCUGAGAAAGGAGAGCAGGAACAUGAACUCCAGGGUGACCCAGCUCUACAUGCAGCUGCUCCAUGAGAUCAUCCGAAAAAGGGACAACGCCCUGGAGCUCUCACAGAUGGAGAACCGCAUUCUGAAUCAGACCUCUGAGAUGCAGCAGCUCACCAACUGCUACAAGGACCUGGAGCACAAGUACCAGCUUCUAACCUCUGUAGCUAACAACCAGUCGCUCCUAAUUCACCUGCUGGAGGAGCAGUGCCAGGGUCAGCCAGUCGGUCCGCCUCGCCCCGUUCCUGUACCCCGGCCUCAGCCCCUACCAUCGCCAUCACCGCCCAUCAACAAGCCUUACCAACCUCCCACCUACCCACGUCUCAUCAAUCAAAUCACCAACGAGAUCCAGAGUGACCAGAAGUCUUUGCAGCCUGUCCUUCCUACCAUGCCUAGCGGCACAGGCAGCCCUUUCACCACUAACAAACCUUCUGGGCCAUGGAUGGACUGCCUGCAGUCUCUGGAAAAUGGUCAAACCGCAAGUGGGAUUUACUUGGUGAAGCCAGAAAACAGCAACAGACUGAUGCAGGUCUGGUGUGACCAGAGAAGUGAUCCUGGAGGCUGGACCGUCAUUCAAAAGAGGCUGGAUGGCUCUGUCAACUUCUUUAGGAACUGGGAGACUUACAAACAAGGCUUUGGGAACAUUGAUGGCGAGUACUGGCUGGGCCUGGAAAACAUCUACUGGCUGACCAACCAAGGGAACUACAAACUGCUAGUGACUUUGGAAGACUGGUCCGGCAGAAAGGUGUUUGCAGAGUAUGCUAGCUUUAGAGUGGAGGCAGAGGCAGACUUCUACAAGCUCAGGGUGGGCCGUUACCAUGGGAAUGCUGGAGACUCCCUUACUUGGCACAACGGCAAACAGUUCACAACACUGGACAGAGACCACGAUGUGUACUCAGGUAACUGUGCCCACUACCAGAAAGGAGGCUGGUGGUACAAUGCAUGUGCCCACUCUAACCUCAAUGGAGUAUGGUACAGAGGAGGACACUACAGGAGUCGCUACCAAGAUGGAGUCUACUGGGCUGAAUUCAGAGGAGGGGCUUACUCCCUGAAGAAAGUAACUAUGAUGAUACGACCAAAUCCAAACACUUUCCAUUAAAUAUCUAUGAACAAUCCAUUUAGUACCCCUUUUUUAGUGAAACCGUUAAUUUAAACAACUCUUGAACACAGACAAUGUCACACAGUCAGAAAAGAUGAUGUUGACAUAGUAAGUGCAAUAAUGUAAGGCUCAGGCAGAACGCUUGGACAAACUAUCAGGGUGUAUCCUUUUCCAUGUUGCUCCAAAAGCAAACACUCCCACUUGCAUGGCUGUUUUCUUGCUUCUUUCUCUAGAAAUUGAGUUAGAAUGCGUGUAUUUUCUAUACAUUAUGGAAGGUGUACUGUUUCCUCAAAACGGUUUGUACGGUCUAUAUCCCCCAAAACUCAGUGCUCAAGCAAGGACACUCAUGAGAGAAUCCACAGAGACAACCAUCUGUUCAUAGGUUAACCUACAAUGUAAGAAAGGAGACAAAGACCAAGAUGAUGCAAAGAAACCCAAAGUGCUAACAAUGCCCAUGCCAAAAAAAACAACUCUUAGGUGGACUACGGUGGUGGCAGCAUUAUGCUGUGGGGAUGCUUCUUAUCAGCAAGUAUUGAGCUACAUGUUAAAAUAAAAUGUAUUAAGUUGGUAGGUGCGAAAUAUUGGAUAACAUUGCAUAAGAACCUGCUUCAGGUUGCAAAAAAAUCUGAAGCUUUAUUUUUCAGCCAGACAGUGAUCCCUAGGACAAGGCCAAAGCAACACUGGAGUGAUUCAAGAACAAGAAGGUGAAUGUGACCAAAUCAUAUGUAAAUGAUUUGAGACCAGGUCUCAAUCCCAUUGAGAAUCUGGGGCACUGAUUGAAAAUUGUAGUCCAAAAGUCUGGUCCAAUCAAACUGAAAAUCCUGGUCCAAAUCCCCAAUUAAGAAUGGGCCAAAAUCCCUCAGACAUUGUGUGCAAAUCUGUUAAUGCUUUUAUUUUUUAAAUUUAACUCGCAAUAAUUGAUUUUGUGUUAUAUGUUUUAAAAUAAAGUAUA